This is a messenger RNA of Hipposideros armiger (great roundleaf bat), 1954 nucleotides long. RefSeq names its product phospholipase A2 group IID (gene PLA2G2D). Gene Ontology annotation, molecular function: phospholipid binding; calcium ion binding. Bases 101 to 547 code for a protein of 148 amino acids. NCBI's taxonomy places the organism in Eukaryota, Metazoa, Chordata, Mammalia, Chiroptera, Hipposideridae. Gene Ontology annotation, biological process: arachidonate secretion; lipid catabolic process; negative regulation of T cell proliferation. The record is from RefSeq and is a predicted model, not a curated record. The transcript is spliced from 4 exons.
GGCGCAGGGUCGGGCUCAGCUCGGGCGCACAUCUUAUAUAAGGCUCUGCCUGCAGGACGGGGACUUUCAGCAGCUGCUGUCCCUGCUCCGGGCUGGGAUCAUGGAACUUCUUCUGCUCUGCGCGCUGGUGGUGUUUGCUGGUGUGACGCCAACACAGGGAGGGAUUCUGAAUGUGAACAAGAUGAUCAAACAAGUGACCGGGAAGACACCCAUCCUCUACUAUGGGUCCUACGGCUGUCACUGUGGACCUGGUGGCAAAGGCCCACCCGUAGAUGCCUCGGACUGGUGCUGCCAUGCCCAUGAGUGCUGCUAUGCUAAGCUGAAGCUCCAACGUUGCCGUAUCCACAGGGACCAUUACACCUACAACUUUACCCAGGGGAACAUCCAGUGCUCUGACACUGGGAGCUGGUGUGAGCAGGAACUGUGCGCCUGUGACAAGGAGGUGGCUUUCUGCCUGCAGCGGAACCUGGGCACCUACAAGAAGAAGCAGCGUUACAUCCGUUUGUUUUCGAGGUCCCGCUGCAAAGGCCAGACCCCUAUGUGCUAGGAGAAGCCUGCUCUGAAUGUACAACAGCCCCUACCCUGGUCUUUUGAAGUCUGGCAGGGUUUCUGACACCCCCACCUCAGUUGUAGCUAACCCCCUGAACCAGCCUGGCUCCUUUAACACACUCCCAAAAGGAGGGAGGGUCUCAGCCUCACCCCAGCCACCCAUCUUGCCCCUUGGACCUUCUAAAUCUUCCCAACUGAGGCAGCAGCGACCUCCUCUGAGGGCGGAUUGAGAUCUUAGGAAAAUCCAAGGACAGGGAUCUCCCAGAGAUAGUGUUUGCUCCAAACCAGCAGGCGUUAGGGGUGGGCGCCUAGGGAAGAAGGUGUGGCAGGUUCCCUCUGCCACCGUCACUCACUCACAAGGCCUCCCUGCCCCAGUUUCACCCCUCUAAUACACUAUCCAAGUUGCAGCUUGAGCGGCCUCUCCACGGGGCAGUUUGAUCUUUCUGUCCAUGUGACUCUACUCCUUAAAACCCCAAGGCCCCCCAGUGCCCUAGGUUAGGAGUUUGGGACCUACACUCCUGGUGCUACGUCCCUCUCCCACUAACCUUGGAGGUCCUGUCAGGCAGGGCCCAUGCCUGCGUUGGACUCAUUUGCAUCUCCAGCGCCCAAAGCAGUGCCAAGAAGGGGCUCCGUGUAUACCUCUUGCGUAAAGGGCUAGACGAAGGCCCUUCCCCUUGCUCCAGACCCACAAGCACAUGCCACGUGUCCUCCAGGCACUCUCUUUCCUGACCCAGAUGUUUGCUCAGGCUGGGCUUUCUGCAGAAAUGCUCCACCUGUCAUCUCCAGGUGGCUAAGCCCUCCCCAGUCUCCUCCGGGUCCAAGGACUACUUCCUGCAGAGCUCUCUCCGGGCUGAUUCCUCCCCAGCUCCAAGGCCUCACUCCCUCCUCCGAGCUCCAAGCCCUUCGUAGCACUUUAUGGGUCUGCAAUUUACCAAACUUCAUCUUGAGUGAUGUACCAUUGUCUGAACUUCUCUGAUCUCCCCCAACUAGACUGGAACUUCCAGAAAAUGCAGGCUGUGUUUGCCUCAUCUUUGUUUCGUCUGCUCCCCCACCUCAAUUAAUGCUUAUGGGGGAGGGGCAGAAGGGACAUUGAAUACUUGCAGUGCCCACUCACCCUCAUUCUGUUUAGGACUGCCCUUGUCUGCUGGGAGCUACACUGCUUACCCUCAAACCCCCACCUUGCCCAUUCUAACUGAUAGGACUAGGGAAUACAAUACCAUGCAGGGUACAAUUGCCGCCCCUGCCUCUGUGCAGGACCAUCUGAGUGGUACCUUGCAUGCCCCAGAGCUCCUCCCGGGAUCAGGCUGAGGGUAGACAUCUGGAACCACCUCUUUGCUUGCUUUGUCCCCUGGCCUGGCCUGUUUUCCUUGUUCCCUUACAGGUUUCUCCUAAGAGCACUCCCUCA